CUGGCCUCAGUUAAAAGUGGCGGCCUCGCUGAGGUUCUGAUUGUCUUGACCUUAUUAAGGCGGGACUUCCUGCCUGUUAAAACAAACAAACAAAUAAACAACAAAACUGGGGUCAGCUUUCUUACCUGAGAAAUCAGGUACAGGCUGACAUAAGUGGGAUGGACUCUCCAUUAAGUACUGAGACAAAGUCUACCACCAGAGAGUGCACAUGGCUUGCCAGCAACACCGAAUUCUUUAACAGCCUGAGAAAACAGGGCAUCUUCUGUGAUGUGACCCUGGUGGUCCAGGGAAAAUACUUUCCUGCACACAGAAUAGUGCUAGCUGCAGCCAGCCAUGUCUUCAGACUUAUGUUCACCACCAAAAUGAAGGAGUCGGUGUGUCCUGAGGUGGAGCUCAGGAGUGUUGAGCCUGAGAUCAUUGAGCUGUUGCUUGAAUACAUUUAUACAUCACAGCGUGUCAGAAUUUCAGUAGACAGGAAUAAUGUCCAGUUACUGCUGAAUGUGGCCAACCAGUACCAGAUUGAGCCGGUGAAGACGCUGUGUGUGAAGUUCAUUAAUGGACAGAUUGAUGCAACAAACUGCCUGGGUAUUUCAGCCCUUGCAGACUACAUGAACUGUCCAGAGCUUCAGAUGGCAGCAGAGGAGUUUGUCCAGCUCCACUUUGUUGACGUCUGCAGACUGGAUGAAUUUCUGCAACUGGACAUUGCACAACUCACACAUCUGCUGCAUCAGGACAAACUUUCUGUCUGCUCUGAGACGCAGGUCUAUGAUGCUGCAGUGCGCUGGUUGAAGUACAACAUCUCUAACAGACAACAGCAUGUUGCGGAGGUUUUGAGAUGUGUUCGCCUACCUCUGGUCUCCAAAACCUUCCUUUCAGAGACUGUAAAGACUGAGCCACUCUUCAAGGACAACCCAGACUGUCUCCAGAUGAUCACAUGUGCAAUGUGCAAGAACCUGCGGUCCAGGGAGGACCUUGGAAAGGGCAGCCAACCACGCCGCAAGAAGCACAACCACUGCAUUGGUUUGUUUGAGGGUCCCCACGGCUUCUACUUUGACCCCAGGGACUCCAGCUGGAUGAGCAUCAGUUGCCAUUUUGCAAAACGCCAGAACACCACAGCUGUCGUCUGGAAUGGAGUGGUCUACAUCUUAGGCGGCUCAAACAAGUUUCCCAUCAAACACACAGACUGCUACAACAUUCUGGAGAACAGCUGGUACUCCAAGCCAGGACCAACGCCUCGAGACAGUAUGGCUGCAUGUGCUUUUGAGGGCAAGAUCUACACAUCCGGGGGAUCAAAAGUGGGUGCCUUAGCUUUGGAUCUUUUUGAAAGUUAUGACACAGUGACGGAGUCUUGGCAGGUCAACACCAGCAUGCUAGUGUCCCGCUGUAGCCAUGGCUCAGUGGAGGCCAAUGGGCUCAUUUAUGUUUGUGGAGGAAUGGCUGGCACUGGUGUUUCUGGCAGGGUCCUCAGAAACUGUGAGGUCUAUGACCCCAGCGCACAACAAUGGAGGACGUUGCAUGAAAUGAGAGUGGCCAGGAAGAACCAUGGACUAGUGGUUGUUAACAACAGGAUCUACGCUGUUGGAGGGCAAGGGUCAACUGGUGGAUUGGACUCAGUGGAAUACUAUGAUAUUGCCAGUAAUAAGUGGCAUGCUGUCUCAAGGAUGCCAUGGAGAGGUCUAAAUGUGAAAUGUGCAGCUGUUGGUGAUGUCAUUUAUGUGGUGGCAGGCAAGGGGCUAGGGGCACAGUGCCUCAGAAAUGUCCUAGAAUACCACACACAGAGCGACAGGUGGGUAACUUCCAAAGCUCAAGCUUUUGCCUCCACCAGCUGUGUUAUCUGCAUGGUUGACCCAUGAGGAUUCAGUGGAGACGGCCACAGGCUGCAUCGUGAUGUUUUGUUUGAGACCCCAGCAUGAAGCCUUUGUGGAAUAGUGAGUUGAUUUACACAAGGACUGACAUCUGAAAGUUUUAAUAUUUAAGUGUAUGUUAAUAUAUCUUUUUAACUUUGUUCAGCAGUAAAAAUGAUCUUACUUGUAAAUGUUUGGAUAUCUACUGUGUAGAUGUUUUU
Molecule: messenger RNA, 2065 nt
Organism: Archocentrus centrarchus (flier cichlid)
Lineage: Eukaryota; Metazoa; Chordata; Actinopteri; Cichliformes; Cichlidae
Product: kelch-like protein 7
Exons: 13
Coding region: 159-1853 (564 amino acids)
Molecular function (GO): protein binding
Source: RefSeq, a predicted model, not a curated record